Molecule: messenger RNA, 1689 nt
Organism: Meloidogyne enterolobii
Lineage: Eukaryota; Metazoa; Nematoda; Chromadorea; Rhabditida; Meloidogynidae
Source: the annotation of a GenBank genome assembly
UUUUUUCAUUUUUUAGGCGAGAGGGUCUUUCCAUUGUCCUUCCGUCCCUCGAGUACCUUUAACGUUGUUCCUCCGCUUAACGGCGAUAUGGAACCUAAAGAGCAGUUUUGCCUUAAAGAGACGGAUGAGCACCGUCAAAUGCGACGAAUUGCUUUUGUAGCGGUUGUUGUUUCGACGGUUGCAGUAAUUGCUUCUGUUGUAACACUUCCAAUGCUUUAUAGUUAUGUACAGUCUUUCCAAAGCCAUUUAAUUGUUGAAAUUGACCAUUGUAAGGCAAAAAGUCGAGAUAUGUGGCUAGAAAUGACAGCACUUCAAAUUGGAAAAGGACACGUAAACCGAGUUAAACGUGGCUGGCUAUUUGGCCAGUGGGUACCAGAAAAUGGUUACGAACCAGCACAAACUGGUCCUUCAAAUACUGUCCAAUCAGCAAUAUCUCAAGGCCCAAGUGGGGCAACCUAUGGACAGGGAGCUGCUGGUUAUCAACCUGUUGUUGCUCCAGAACCCGCUCCAGUUUGUUGUACUUGCCAUCAAGGACCACCCGGACCUAUUGGUCCUGAAGGAGAACCUGGGCCAGAUGGGGAGGAUGGACCUAAUGGAAAGGAUGGAACUAGUGGAAAAGAUGCACAGAUUUUGCCAGCUCCUGUGGAGCCUCCUUGUAUUAUAUGCCCGCCAGGACCAGCUGGUCCUCAAGGCCCCGCUGGUGCCAAAGGACCACCUGGUCCUAAAGGAUCGCCUGGCGAGCCGCCAAAAGACGGAGUUCCUGGUGAACAAGGAAUGGCUGGACAACAUGGUCCACCCGGACGACCCGGACGAGAAGGACCUAGAGGAGCGCCUGGCUCUCCUGGUCGUCUCAUUCCCGUGCCUGGACCUCAAGGUCCAGCCGGACCUCCGGGUGUUGUUGGACCACCAGGAGCCCCUGGAGCUGCCGGACCUCCUGGUCAAUCGUUUGAAGGUCCUCCUGGACCUCCUGGCGAGCCUGGACGUCCCGGACGUGAAGGCCGUCCUGGCGGACCUGGACCUGCUGGACCUCCUGGACAAGACGGAGAUAAGGGCAGUUGUGAACACUGUCCAGAACCGCGUACUCCUCCCGGAUAUUUCGCGGAGGCAAGUGCAAAAAGUGGUGGAUAUCAUUAAUUAUUAUUGUGAUAUUAAACUACUACUUUUUUAUUCUCUUCAAUCAAAAAAAGAAGGAACCAGUUAGGAAAUUUAAAAAAAAGAAAAUCAGUCAUUCGUCUUCAAUCAUCGUUUAAAGCUCAAUUAACCCAAAUUAUACAAAUAUUUAAUCUCAUUUAUCUUUCCUUUUCCCCUAAUUCUGUAUAGUCUCUCUCUCUUUACAACACUUUAAUUGUUUCCGGAAAUUAUUUAAAUUGGGGGUGUGCGCAAAAAUUAUUUUAAAGAAACGCCAAAACAGAGAAUCUUGGCGCACAUCCUAAUUUUAAAUAAAUUCUGCCCUUCCUUUUAUUGUUGUCAGUCUUCGUUGUUUGUUUUAUAGUGCGUGUGGCCGUGGUCCUGGUCCGAUCAUCGCAGCCUCGUAUUUUUGUUGGAUUGUUAAACAUUCCCCCUUCCUUCCUUUAAAAAUUAUUUUUUGCCAUAUUUCUUUUUAUAUGCUAAUAAUGAAUGGAUUUUAUUUAGCAAUAAAUUUAUAUAAACAAAGCAUAUUAAUAAUAAAAAACAAAACUUUAUUUGAAA